AUGCCGGGGUCAGGUGGCAAAUUCCAGCCGAAAUCAGAGUACGGCUGUCCAGACCAGUCCAGCCUUGCAGAGGAGAGAUGCGCUGUGGCCUCCAACGCGUUAACGAUAAUCAAACCAGUCACUGGGCUCCUCUCAGGGAAGGUAAAUCUUCCCUGCUACUUCUCCAACAUCCCAACCUCAGCACCAGUGAUCAGUCCCAAUGGAACUGUCAUUUAUGGCAGAGAUUACUUACGGAUCAAAUGGACCAAAAUAGAUGGAGAAGUGGAAUCCACAGUGCUGGUGGCACAGAAUGGCGUCAUCAAAAUUGGCUCCAUCUACAGGAACCGUGUAUCAGUGCCCAGUCACCCUGAGGAUGUAGGUGACGCCUCAUUGACAAUGGUCAAGCUGCGUGCCAGUGAUGCGGGCACUUAUCGAUGCGAGGUCAUGUACGGCAUUGAGGACACCCAGGAUACAGUGAACCUUGAUGUCAACGGUGUUGUGUUUCACUACCGGGCAAGCACCAGCAGGUACACUUUGGACUACCAGAAGGCCGUCCAAACUUGCCAAAAUAUUGGAGCAACCAUUGCUACAGGUGACCAACUGAAAGCAGCUUAUGAGGAUGGCUUUGAUCAAUGUGAUGCCGGCUGGAUUGCUGACCAGACAGUGAGAUACCCAAUUACAAGACCAAGGAAGGGCUGCUUUGGCAACCUACUGACUAAACCUGGUGUUAGGACAUAUGGGACCAGGAAACCCACGGACACCUAUGAUGUAUACUGUUACGUAGACAGACUUGAUGGUGAAGUGUACUAUGCUCCUGUGACCCGUAAAAUGACUUUUGAUGAGGCCAGCGCAGAGUGUAAGAAGAGGAAUGCUGUCCUGGCAACCACUGGCCAGCUCCACGCUGCCUGGCGACAGGGUCUGGACAAAUGUGACUAUGGCUGGCUCGCCGAUGGCAGUGUACGACACCCUGUUGCAGUACCCAGAGUGCAGUGCGGGGGAGGCCUGAUCGGCGUCAGGACCAUGUACCGGUACAGAAACCAGACUGGCUUCCCAGAACCAACUAAGAAGCUUGGAGCUUACUGUUUUAAAGAAGUUUACUCAUGUACGGAAAAUAUUUGUCUAAAUGGAGGAACUUGCUUCAAGCGUGGCAGCAUUUAUACAUGUAGCUGUGUUCCAGGUUACAGUGGUGAUCGCUGUGAAACAGAUUUUGAUGAGUGCCAGUCAAACCCUUGCCGCAACGGAGGUACAUGUGUUGACGGGCUGGCUUGCUUCACAUGUGUGUGCCUCCCAAGCUACUCUGGACUGUAUUGUGAGGAGGAUACAGAAACAUGUGAGUACGGUUGGCAUAAAUUCCAGGGCCACUGCUACAAGUACUUCCCCCACAGAAGAAACUGGGACACAGCAGAGAGAGAGUGUCGCAUACAGGGUGCUCAUCUCACCAGCAUCAUCACACACGAGGAACAACAGUUUGUCAACCGUCUUGGACAGGACUACCAGUGGAUUGGCCUGAAUGAUAAGAUGUUUGACAGUGACUUCCGCUGGACUGACGGCCGCCAUGUGCAAUAUGAAAACUGGAGGCCCAACCAGCCCGACAGCUUCUUCUCUUCUGGCGAGGACUGUGUUGUGAUGAUAUGGCACGAGGACGGCCAGUGGAACGAUGUUCCUUGCAACUACCACCUCACCUUCACUUGCAAAAAGGGCACAGUGGCCUGUAACCAGCCCCCUCUGGUGGAGAAUGCUCGUACCUUUGGUAAGCAGCGUGAGAGGUAUGAGAUCAACUCGCUGGUGAGGUACCAGUGCAGGACUGGCUUCAUUCAGAGGCACGUCCCAACUAUCCGUUGUCGUGGGGAUGGACAUUGGGAUAGCCCUAAAAUCAGCUGCAUGAACCCAUCAAACUAUCAGAGGACUUCUAUCAGAAGACAUCAGCACAAUCACCUCUACAGCGUUAAUAACUUCCAGAGACGGCCGGACGAGGCCUACCGCUUUCACCAUCAGCUCUACCGGGGGAGGAGAGACAGAACUGAACAUAAGCGGAAGAGAAAGUAAUCGCCAUGUAACAUGGCACAGCUUCCCUGAGACGAGAACACAUGGCUGAUCGCUUGUGUGGAAAGAGGAAAAAGGAUUCUCUGAGGAAAAGCACAAGAGAAAACUCAUCAAAGAAACCAAGAGGAUAAUCUGCAGUUUUCUUGCAUUUUGGAUGACGAUGGAAUCCAACGAAGUGCCUUUUAAAAAAGAUGUCGAUACAUGACUUUUCUCAUCAAGGGGCACUGUUUUAUAACAAUGUCGAUGUGGAUAAAAUACUUUCAGCUGGCUACUGGAAAAGCAAAAAGAACACUCACCAUUCUUUUUUUUUAAACUGCGGAAGUUUUUCCUUUCUCCUUAUCAAAUAUUACAUUCAUGACUGUUGUCUAAUACCUUUGUACACACCGACUGUGCUAUUUAAAAUCACCACAAGUGUUCCUUAUUCAUAGAAGAAAAAAAAAAGCUGUUGUGAAAUUAUAGCGCUUAUGUUAUGUAAAGGAAUCCAUUAUGUUGUCAUGCUGUUUUAAGCUGGACUUCAUUUUAAUGAGCAUGCAUGCAUAAAGCAUAUACAUUGAAGUCCUCAAAUUCUUAACUAUUCUGUGUCAAGACAUCCAAGUUCUCAGAACAUGAAUGGAAGCAUCAGUGGCAAUGAUUGAUCAUGCAAAGGAUUCAUAGUUUACAUUAGCAGAAUAUUAUAUCAAAUAGUUAAAGAACUGGUAAACCUUUGUAAAGAAUCUUUCUCCAGUCUUCAAACCUAAUCGGCAAAGUUUCUUAGCUUUGCUAGUAGUAGUUAUUUAGGUUUCAGAUUUAUAAUUUACCCAUGUCUGGGGGAAUUUCACCAAAUUCAGUUAAGUACUGGAGACCUUCUUUGUGGUGGCAGCUUUCAAAGUACCAAAUUACCACCUUUCAUUAGCUACAGCCGUCAUUGGAUGUCAUCGAUGUCUUGUCAAGAUGAAUGUUUAUGGAUUUCUAUACAGAGGAUUUUUAAAAGCGUAUUGAUAUUUUUUUGUGUGAUUUUUUUGCAAUUUAAUAUGAGAGAUUGCUCUCUAAGUACUUACCGACAAAGCCUUUGCCCACUGAUGGAAAUCGAUGUCCAUCACCUAUUUUCAAAUGAAAGAAGGGAGGUGUGGCUCACGUAGCCUGUAUUUUCUGCUCAUAUGUGUUCAGUGCAUAACUUACAAUUAGUUGCUACAGCAUGUUUACAAUAAUUGCAAUGCUGUUCAUAAUUACACACCAAAGAGUCUUGCUCUCAUCUGUUGCUGUUGUGCUGUAGCCUGUGAUGGUUUUCUAGGUAAUGCUUUUCUUCCUGACACUUAACUUUUCUGUUAUUGUGGUCAACUGAAACCAGCCUUUGAGAGAAUGUAUUUUGUGAAACACUCAAAAAGACUUGAACAUAACGGCUGUUUAGGCACAGAUGCAUAUAAUUUAUUUUCAAGCUGCUCUUGAUCUCCUUACUUGUUCUAUACUCACAGGUAAAAUAUGAUGCUGUGACCUGUCCCAGCAGUGCUCUUCAUGUAUUUGCAUUGUAUGUUCAACAGGAGACUGGCCACAAUCACAGACUGUCUAAAUGGAAAUGCAGUGAAGAUGAAAAGUUACUAAACAAUACAAUGGAUUUAUUCACUUUUUACAUCUUUAAUGCCAGCAGUGGACCAAAGAAUAUGGAGGGCCCCAUCGGCUGCAAUAAUGUUCUGUAACGUUAACAAAAUAUGUAUACAUGUGUCUCCACAUUUUUCAAUGGAAAAAUGUGUUUGUUUUGUCUGCCUGUGAAUGUGCCUUAAUGUGCAUAUAAUAUCAUUUUAUAUUUAUAACUGUUUGUUUUUAUUUUACAAUGUGAAUGUCCGGGAUGUUUGUGGAUUUUUUUUAAGAGAUCAAACUGUUUUUUUCCUGCUUUAAAUCACCAAA
This is a messenger RNA of Sebastes umbrosus (honeycomb rockfish), 3903 nucleotides long. RefSeq names its product versican core protein-like. Gene Ontology annotation, molecular function: calcium ion binding; hyaluronic acid binding. Gene Ontology annotation, biological process: cell adhesion. The transcript has 13 exons. Bases 1 to 2025 code for a protein of 674 amino acids. The record is from RefSeq and is a predicted model, not a curated record. Lineage: Eukaryota; Metazoa; Chordata; Actinopteri; Perciformes; Sebastidae.